Molecule: messenger RNA, 693 nt
Organism: Medioppia subpectinata
Lineage: Eukaryota; Metazoa; Arthropoda; Arachnida; Sarcoptiformes; Oppiidae
Source: the annotation of a GenBank genome assembly
AUGAGGUCCGGGCCCUGGAAUUUCUUAUGUAUAAUUGGUUUUUAUUUAUAUGUUUGCAAAGUGUUGGGCCCACGGCUUAUGAAAAACAGACCCGCGUUUGAGUUGACACAACUUAUCAGACAUUAUAAUCUAUUGAUGUCUUUGUUUAAUCUGUGGUUUUUUACCAAGAUUUUGUCGAUCACUAAUUACGGUAUCGACACCUGGAUGUGUCCCAAAAAUCCCAUAUCAGAUGAGAGAAACAGGGAAUCAAUAUUCUUGGGAUGGAUUCUUCUGAUGUCACGUUUGGUGGAACUAAUGGACACAAUAUUCUUCAUUUUGCGCAAAAGUCAUCACCAGAUCUCCGCUCUUCAUCUCUUCCACCACACAGUGGUUCCCAUUUGUAUUUGGUUUCCGUUGAAACUGACGCCCGAAGUGCAGUACGGGUUCGGGCCGUUAAUAAACUCGUUCAUUCAUGUGAUUAUGUAUUUCUACUACUAUAUGUCAACCUUCGGACCCGCUGUCCGGCCCUACCUCUGGUGGAAGCGAUACCUAACGGGCCUUCAAUUGAUUCAAUUUAUGUUAAUUAUAGUGAAUUGUUUGCGUGUCUUUGUUGUGGCCGACUGUGGCCUAAGCCAUGCAUUCAUGUCAUCCCUGGUAUUCAUUGCAUGCGUUUUGUUUGUAUUGUUUCUCUCUUUCUAUUACAACACAUAUAAC